UUUCAAUAAUGUUAAGUUAUUAAAAUCGACCACUGUUGUGGUGGGUAGGAACCUGUUAAAAGUGGAGCUACGUUGCCGCACGGACCCAUUUAACAAACGGAUCAAAACAGGAAACUGCGGUAAACAGUCGAUUUGUGAUUGUCGUUCAUUUGUUUGUUUCGUCGUCUGCUCGAGUGAACAGUGGCUGCUGUAGCUUGUUUAAUGUGUUAAUACUAGUUUGAUGCUAAACUAAUUUAAUCAAUGAUGUCGAGGACAGGCUCAUCUGAUCCAUCGGACCGGUUUGAAUAUCUUCAGACUCUGGUCACAGAGUUUCAGGACACAGACAGUGAAGAGGCGAAGGAGCAGGUGUUGGCUAACCUUGCCAACUUUGCGUACGACCCGAGUAACAUGGAGCAUCUGAGGGAGCUGCAGGUGGCCGACCUCUUCCUGGACAUGCUCACCGAGGAGAACGACAACUUUGUGGAGUUUGGGAUGGGGGGACUGUGUAACCUGAGCAUGGACCCCGAGUGCCGACACGUCAUCCUGGAGAGCGGCGGGAUCGGCCUGGUCACAAAUUGUCUGUCGAGCCGGCGCGAGGAGACCGUCCUGUCUGCCGUCACCACGCUCAUGAACCUGUUGACGCCGUCGUCCCGCUCGGAGAUCACCGAUCCAGCCAUCCUGCAGUGCAUGCUGCGCUUCUCCCUCUCGCAGAGCCCUCGCCUGCGCGGCCUGGCUGCCGUGUUUCUGCAGGACUGCUGCACCGAGGCGCAGGUGGCCCGAGCGCAGCGGCAGAUGCAGGGAGAGCAGACCGCUGUCGGGAUCCCGCUGCCUGGCAACGGAGAUCUGACGGAUGAAGUGAGAUAGCGCUCGAAGAUGCGCAUGCACCCCGAACAUCACACGCUGGUUUCAGUCCGUGCUGCCGACGUGAAACCUUCUGCAGGGAUUGGUUCCCAUUCAGGCACAACAGCAUCGUGGAGGUCUGGUCCAUCCUGGAGAAGAUGAGGUCAGGAGCAGAACAGUUGAGUUCAACACAAAGCUGAGAAAUCCAAAUAUUUGGAUAUAUACACCGCUUGAUUAUAUAGAUCUAAUAUAUAGAUCUAUACUGUUGCAAUUAGAGGAUUGCUCUCUCCGACCACAUGAGGGAGACUGGCUAGUUGUUUAAGGUGAAGGACCAUUCUGCUGAUUUGAGACAUCAAUAGAUUUUUAAAAGCACAAUUUUUAUUUUUAUUUUUAAA
Molecule: messenger RNA, 1214 nt
Organism: Pungitius pungitius (ninespine stickleback)
Lineage: Eukaryota; Metazoa; Chordata; Actinopteri; Perciformes; Gasterosteidae
Gene: armc7
Product: armadillo repeat containing 7
Exons: 3
Coding region: 241-843 (200 amino acids)
Source: RefSeq, a predicted model, not a curated record